AUGGACUACGACCUGUGGGCCAUUGAAAGGAACUGCACCUGUGAGUGUUUCAGCCAGGGAAAGAUCCACCUAAGCGUGACAUGUGACCAGUGCAAGCAGUGGGUGGCUCACUCGCUGGAGAAGCUGAGCACACAGCACCUGUCACCACCCCACCCAGGUGGUGGAGAUAGCUUCAAGUCCAACGUGGUGUUUGACAUCAGCAGCCUGAUGCUGCUGGGACCCAGAGCGCCGGUCAGACUGAAGAUUGCUGACCGUCUGUUCAGUGUUCUGAAGCAGGAGGAGGUGCUCCACAUCCUGCACGGCCUGGGCUGGACCCUGAGGGGUACUACGUCAGGGCUGCAUACUGCAGAUGCUGCGGGCAAGGUGCUGGACCGCUGGUCCAUUAUGUCUCGGGAAGAGGAGAUCAUCACCCUGCAGCAGUUCCUUCGUUUCGGAGAGACCAAGUCCAUCGUGGAGCUGAUGGCCAUCCAGGAGAAGGAGGGUCAGGCGGUCACCGUGCCCUCCUCCAAGACCGACUCGGGCAUCCGGACGUUCAUCGAGAGCAACAGCGUGGGACGUGGCCGAAGCCCAGGCCUCCUCAACCACAUGGAGACCAGCAGCCCGUCCAGCAUCCACCACUUUGAGAACAUCCCCAACAGCCUGGCCUUCCUGCUGCCGUUCCAGUACAUCAACCCUGUGUCGGCCCCCAUGCUGGGCCUGCCCCCCAACGGCCUGGCGCUGGAGCAAUCGGGCCUCCGUGGCCUCCGCGACCUGGACCGUGAGGGCAGCCUGCCCAACCAUACUGAGCCAGUGGAGACCAGCGAGUCUGAGGUAUCACUCAGCCCUUUCCGCAGCAGCGGUCAGAGCCCCAGCCGCGUCGGAGCCCUGGGGGGCAUGAACAACGCCAUCGAGCCCAAACAGGAGCCCAACAACCGGGCAUCACCCAUCUCGCCCACUCCUUCCAGCCAGCUGUCCCAGCAGCAGACGGAGCAACAACAGCAAGGCCAGCAGCAGCAAGGCCAGGGGCAACCCGGGACCCCACGCCCUAGGUCCAACUCCCUCAAUGACCACCAGGCCCACCACCACUUUGUGAAGAGCGAGCAGUCCAAGAGCAUCACCCACUCUUCCUUCUCCUCCAAGAUGCACCGCAUGCGCCGCAUGGGUGCCACCUCGCGCAAGGGCCGCGUGUGCUGCAACUCGUGCGGCAAGACCUUCUACGACAAAGGUACGCUGAAGAUCCACUACAACGCCGUGCACCUCAAGAUCAAGCACCGAUGCACCAUCGAGGGCUGCAACAUGGUGUUCAGCUCGCUGCGCAGCCGCAACCGCCACAGUGCCAACCCCAACCCACGCCUGCACAUGCCCAUGCUGAGGAACAACCGCGACAAGGACCUCAUCCGUGGGUCGGGCCCCGGCACGCCCGUCAUCUCCAGCACCAAGAGCGGCUUCACCCUCACCAGCCCCGGACGGCCGUCUCUGGGCUUCGCCACCCCACCCCUGGACCCCAUGCUCCAGUCGCCCCUGCAGAGCCCGCUGGUCUUCCCCUCCCUGAAGUCGGUGCAGCCCGUCCAGCCGGUGCCCCCUUUCUACCGCACGCUGCUGUCCCCACAGCACCUGGUCAGUUCUCCAGUGUCGCUGCCCACCAGCCCCAUCCUGCCCUCCACCACCAACAGCACCUCUCUGAUGGACCAGCAGCAUCAGCUCCUGGCUGCGGCCGCAGCCUCCCACAAUGCCCACAAUAUGUCUUCCGAAGGUGGGCCAAUGUCCCACCACAGGCUGCCCACGCCAAGUAUCCCCCAGCAGGAUCCAACUGCUGCCACCAACACGGACCCCACCCCCAAGAAGAAGCCCCGUAAGUCCAGCAUGCCGGUGAAGAUCGAGAAGGAGGUGAUUGACGUGGCGGACGAGUACGAUGAGGACAAAGACGACGAUGAUGACGACAGCCACCACCAUCACCACCACCACCACCCCUCCUCCCACCUCCACCACAACAAUAUCAACGGAAACUGCAACAACAACAACAACAACAGCAGCGGAGGGAACAACAAUGGCCACCACAGCGGCGGCAGCGGGCACCAGUCCCCGUCCCAGGACGAGAUGAGCCCAGGCCUGAUGAGGGGACACCUGAUGAGGCACAACCAGGACGACUGCCGGGGAGGGGGGCUCGGAGGAGAGGGCGGCAGGGGUGAGAGAGGAGGCCCAGGUGGUGAGCUCCGCUGCAUGGACAGCUUCACCUCCGAGGACCAGGACCACGAGAGAGACUUUGAGAACGAUUCGGAGACGUCGGACUCCAAGAUAUUCUACCGCGAGGAGAUGAUGGAGGUGGAGGAGCAGCACCAGAGGCUGAGGCUCAACUCCUCCACGAGCUCCAGAGUGGGAGGAGGCAACAGCCUGGACAAGGACCAGGAGGACCAAGAGGCCAGAGACGAGGAGGCGCAGCUGAGGAAGGAGAUGGAAGACUCCAAGAGCCGCUCCUCGCCCACGCCCCACCAGCCCGCCAUCAAGAUCAAGGAGGAGCUCAACGACCCCACCUACGACAUGUUCUGCAUGAGCCAGUACGGCCUCUACAAUGGGGGUAUGGUGGCUGCCGCAGCCGCCGCAGCCAGCAUGGCCGCCCUGCACGAGAGCUUCAUCUCCUCCAUGAACUACGGCGCCAGCCCACCCAAGUUCCCCUCCUUGCACUCCCCCGAGGGAGACCUGUGCACCAGCCCCAACUCCAACGACCCCAAGAUCUGCUACGUGUGCAAGAAGAGCUUCAAGAGCUCCUACAGCGUCAAGCUGCACUACAAGAACGUGCACCUCAAAGAGAUGCACGUGUGCACCGUGACCGGCUGCAACGCCGCCUUCCCCUCCCGACGGAGCAGAGACAGGCACAGCUCCAACAUCAACCUGCAUCGCAAACUGCUGACCAAAGAGCUGGAUGACAUUGUCCUGGAUCCCCAUCUCACGCCGUUGGCCAAGGACCUGCGCGCCGAGUUCCUGGCUAAGAUCUACGCUGGGCACCACCUGGGCCUGGACACCAUGGCAGGGGGAGGAGGACUGACCCGUGACGCCAGCUCCCCGGCAGGCACUGACUACCCCCACCCCCACCCCCACCACCACCCCCUAAACCCCCACAACAACCACCACCACCACCUACACCACCCCCAUACCAACGGCUUCUACCACCGCGGUGGCCCCCCAGAUGACUACAUGGUGCUGGACCUGAGCACCGCGUCCAGCAUUCAGUCCAGCGGGUCAGUCCAUUCAUCACGCCAGUCGGACGAGGGCAGUGACGAGGGCAUCCUAUUGGACGACCUGGAGGAGGAUGGGGAGGAGGGAGGGGUCAGUGACGGGGAGGACUGCUCCCAGCAUACCCCGGGGCAGGUAGGGACCGGGGGGCGGCGGGACCAGGCCGGCGUGGGAGGAGACGGAGGAAGAUCGGAAGAAGGUCUGACUGGCGCUGACCCCUCCUCCUCGCCGACCCUCCUGUCUUCCACGGGUGGCAGUGGUGGGAUCCUGUGCAGCAUCUGCCACAAAAUGUACAGCAACAAAGGGACCCUGCGCGUACACUACAAGACUGUGCACUUGCGCGAGAUGCACAAGUGCAAAGUGGCUGGCUGCAACAUGAUGUUCUCCUCGGUGCGCAGCCGCAACCGCCACUCCCAGAACCCCAACCUCCACAAAAACAACGUGCCCUUCACCACCAUGGUAGACUAGCUCAACCCCCUGGCCCCCCUUACUUACCCCCCUGUCUGGCCAACUCUACCCCCCUCCUCGACUCCCUCCUCACCCCAAACCAUGAGCUCUUACCCCCAGGAACUUCACCUUACCACCCUUAGACGUCAUUGCACCACAUUUCUAUUUCCCUUCGAUGAGAUCCAGUGACUAU
Molecule: messenger RNA, 3850 nt
Organism: Coregonus clupeaformis (lake whitefish)
Lineage: Eukaryota; Metazoa; Chordata; Actinopteri; Salmoniformes; Salmonidae
Gene: bnc2
Product: basonuclin 2
Biological process (GO): regulation of DNA-templated transcription
Cellular component (GO): nucleus
Source: RefSeq, a predicted model, not a curated record